Tricharina praecox is the source of this 3089-nucleotide messenger RNA. Its product is annotated as eukaryotic membrane protein family-domain-containing protein. Bases 32 to 2758 code for a protein of 908 amino acids. The transcript is spliced from 4 exons. Gene Ontology annotation, biological process: maintenance of protein localization in endoplasmic reticulum. Lineage: Eukaryota; Fungi; Ascomycota; Pezizomycetes; Pezizales; Pyronemataceae. Gene Ontology annotation, cellular component: endoplasmic reticulum membrane. The record is from RefSeq and is a predicted model, not a curated record.
UCCUCCCCAGAAGGCGGUUUCACGCCCAAAGAUGCUGAUCCCUGUCGUCGAUCGCGCUCCUGCACCGCACUCAUCAUCACCACCACCAUCAACGCGCCCGUCAGCGUCAACUUGGCGUCUCCGCCUGUACCGCAUCCAGAAGCCGCAACAACAAAGACAACAGCCCCGACAGCUCAGUACGGCUGCUAAUGCAUGUUCUGUUCGUGGGGAAUUUCUUCAACAGCUUUGUUUGCGCGACAAGAUGGUGCCCGGUGAUCGAGGGCUCGGGAUCGAGCUUGGAGGAGGAGCAGGAGGAGUAGGAGGAGGAGACGGGAGGGGGAGAGUCGGACACGUUUACCCAACACCACCGCCAGAGGACAGGCUGUCCGAAUUGCGGCAAACAUCAGGGCCCGGCGACGAUAGUGGGAUGGCUUGGGAGGGCGAGGGGCAGAACAAGGAAGCGGAGAAAGAGGACAUGGUGGCCGUGGGUAAAGUGCUGAAGCUGUCUCACGAGCAGUUAGGCGAGCUUCUACCCUUGGAUACCACCUCGACGCCGUUCGUUUUGCAGCCAUCGUCUUCGUCUUCCUCUCCAGCUCGCCGCGCGAGAUCGAGCACCCUUACGAAUACCGGGACUGGGCCUGCGAGACCGUUGGUCGCGGGAAGGACGUUGUCUACACCGCCUACCUCAAGGAGAGUUGUGACCACGCCAGCGAGAAAUCCGAAUACGACCUCAUCCAGGAGGAGAGAGAGUGGCAGCAGGGACAGAGGCAUGAUUACACCGAAACGAAAAAACUCUGGUUCCACUACGAGCACGGCUACGAGCACGACAGUGGUACACAAUUAUGGCGGCGGGGAUGCGAGCUAUGAUACCCCGGGAGGCAGUGACGUCGACAAGGUGAACGGCAGUCGUCGGGAAGGCAGUCAACCGACUUCGACAUCGACAACAAUAACUACACCGUCGGCACUCCCGCCGCUGCCUUUCCAGAGCUACCUCUCAUUAGCGCUGUCAUCGCCGACUUCUGCAAGUUUCCCCGACACGCCGAGUACCAACGAUGAUGCAUCUACACAGAGAGCAGGGCCGGUGUACGGAAAGCCGCCGCACCACUCUGAUGAUUCGGCAGAAAUUGCGAUGGAGCGUAUCAUGAACUUUUUUCUCCUUCCGCCGAAGCUGGAGGCUGCAUUGGUGUUCGGCGUCUUCGCAUGCCUGGACAGCUGGCUUUACAUAUUCACCAUCCUGCCACUGCGAUUUUUGAAGGCUAUCGGCGUGUUGAUGGGAUACUGGAGGAUGCGAGUAUGGAAUUACUUUAACUACGAUGGCAACAAGUUGCGAAAGAAGUCUAGGAAAGAUGGUGAAGCCGAAACGCCCGAGAAGCGGCGAGAGCGUAAGAAACGUAAAGAAACCAACGUGAGCGGGUUGAACCCAAAUCAUAAGGCAGAUAUCUUGAGGGGUAUGAUUCUAUUUACCAGCUGCUGGUUCUUGAUGCGGUUCGAUGCUAGUCAGAUGUACCAUUCGAUCCGCGGGCAGAGUGGCAUCAAAUUAUAUGUCAUUUACAACAUGCUCGAUUUUGCGGACAAAUUAUGUGCUGCCCUCGGACAAGACAUCUUCGAUGUGCUUUUCUCUCGAGAAGUGCUCGACCGGCGUCCCGACGGCCACAGCAAGAUCUGGCGGCCCAUCGCGUUCUUUUUGCUCGCAUUGGCCUACAAUAUUGCUCACUCACUCGUACUUUUUUAUCAAGUGAUCACCCUCAACGUCGCCGUUAACUCUUACUCCAAUGCGCUUGUGACGCUGCUGCUAUCUGUGCAAUUUGUCGAGAUCAAAUCCACCGUUUUCAAGAAGUUCGAGAAGGAGAACCUGUUUCAGCUCCUCUGUGCCGACAUCGUCGAGCGGUUCCAGUUGAUACUGAUGCUCGUCAUCAUCGCUACACGGAACUUGGUAGAGCUGGGGGUGUGGUCCCUUUCGCCGUCUCCCAGCGGCGGAGUCCUCCCGAAAAGCUUCACGUUCUUCCCCAAGUGGACUGGAGAAAUCAUGGGUCCAUUUUUUAUGGUGAUUGGGUCCGAGAUGAUCGUCGACUGGCUCAAACACGCCUACAUCACAAAGUUCAACAACAUCAGGCCAGUGCUAUACGAGCGCUUCCUGGACGUGCAAUGCAAAGACUACUACUCCCGCGCAUUCACGGACCAAAACCUAACCAAGCGGAUCGGCCUCCCCGUGAUCCCGCUGGCCUGCCUGUUCAUCCGCGCCACAAUCCAAACCUACCACAUGUUCUUAGCCACACACGUUCCGUCGCCGCUGCCCAGCACGUCCGCCACGACGUCUCUCAGCGAGAACCUCGCGACCUCGGAGACCUCCGCGGCACUAGCUAGCAUCGACACGAUCCUGCGGCGGGCGCUCUCGCGCUCUGACGCCUCAGCCUCCACGCUCUUCGACGACUUUGUCGCCGCCGCAACAAUGGCGUUCUUCCUGCUCGCGUGCUUCCUCAUCUUCCUCGCCGUCAAGCUGCUGCUGGGGAUCACGCUGCUCGGCAUCGCCCGCAGCCGCUAUCGGGGCCUCAAGGAGCGCGAGCGGAUGUGGACGCAUACCGGCGCCCAUAGGAGUAGUGCCUUCGGCACUACUACUAUCACUGCCGAGAAUAGGGCUAUCAUAUAUGGUGGUAAUCCGGAUGAGGAAUUGAAGGUGGCGGAAAUGGUCCGUAAAGGACGCGAGAAGGAGAUGCGCGUAGAGAUGGACUCCCUCGAGGGCGUCACCAGGUAUAAAAUGUGUGCUAAGAGGAUCUGGUAGUGUUGCUUUACGGUACUUUACUCGGCUUUACUCGACUUUGGGGCGGGCGGGCGUUGUGUGUUUUGUCGGUGUCUUUGUAGAGAGAAUGAGAGAGAGAGGGAGAGAGAGGGAACACCGAUUUAUUGUCGCAUACGGCGUGUCUAGACUAUGGCAAAUUGAUGUCUUUGUACAAUAGCGGAGAGACCGUGCUUGCAAUGUGUACCGAGUGAGUAUGAGUGUUUGACGAUGGCUGGAGAGUUAGGUAGAGGUUCAACUUAGCCGUCAGGAUUCAGGAAUUAGGAUGAUCUACGUAAGAGCCAGGAAAUAGUUGAGCAAUCCAAUCUAAGCCCGG